Messenger RNA from Arachis duranensis, 2259 nucleotides. RefSeq lists its product as uncharacterized. Gene Ontology annotation, biological process: regulation of photosynthesis, light reaction. The record is from RefSeq and is a predicted model, not a curated record. Lineage: Eukaryota; Viridiplantae; Streptophyta; Magnoliopsida; Fabales; Fabaceae. The transcript is spliced from 10 exons. Bases 65 to 2236 code for a protein of 723 amino acids.
AACAAAACAAAACAAUCUCCAAACUCAGUGUCUCACAGAAACCACACUCUCCUGUUCUGUUCUGAUGUUCAGCUCUUACAGUGCUUCUUCAAGCACCAACCUUUCACCUCACUUCCUCCCCAAAUCACCAUUAACGAAGAACACUAGAAACAUAAUUAGAACCCUCUUCACUGGUCACUCUAAUUCUAAAGCCACUGUUUCACUUUUCUCAUCUGUUAUUCAUGGAAGGGGACCACAGUGGAGAAUACCCAGUUGCCAUUUCAACGGUUAUGAUGGCAACAAUGGCAAAGAUGGAAACUUUGGGGAAGAAGAUGAAAAGGGUCGUAAUGGAGAGCGUGAGUGUGAGGUUCAGUGUGAGGUGCACGUGGUUUCAUGGAGGGAACGCACAAUAAAAGCUGAAAUCUUUGUCAAUGCUGACACUGAAUCCCUUUGGAAUGUUCUCACCGAUUAUGAGCAUCUUGCUGAUUUCAUACCCAACCUUGUCUGCAGUGGGAGAAUUCCAUGUCCAUAUCCUGGGAGGAUAUGGUUAGAGCAAAGGGGGUUCCAAAGAGCAAUGUAUUGGCAUAUUGAAGCACGUGUUGUCUUGGAUCUUCAAGAAUUUAUCCGUUCAGCAUGGGAUCGAGAACUUCGCUUUUCCAUGGUUGAUGGAGACUUUAAGAAGUUUGAUGGAAAAUGGUCUGUAAAAUCUGGAACAAGGUCAUCAACUUCUAUUCUAUCUUAUGAAGUUAGUGUGAUACCAAGAUUCAAUUCCCCAGCUAUUUUAUUGGAAAGGAUUAUCAGAUCCGAUCUUCCUGUGAACCUUCGAGCUUUGGCUUACAGAGCUGAAAGGGAUUUUAUGCAGAGUCAGAAGCUUUCACUCCCAGAAACUUCUAUGGCUAUUGGUUCAUUCAUAAAAAAGAUAAAUGGUACUUUGCAUGAAGGUGAUAGGUUGUCACCGGCAAACAACAAAGAAGUAUUCACCAGCGCAAUUUCUCCUUCCUCGCCUGUAUCUUCCAAUGAGGUGGUCGGAAACUGGGGCAUAUUUGGAAAAGUUUGCAGGCUCGAUAGGCCUAGCAUGGUGGACGAAGUUCAUCUCCGCAGAUUCGAUGGCCUUCUGGAAAAUGGAGGCGUCCAUCGCUGUGUUAUUGCAAGCAUUACGGUUAAAGCUCCUGUUUGUGAAGUAUGGAAUGUUCUGACUGCCUAUGAGAAACUACCUGAGAUCAUUCCAAAUUUAGGAAUCAGUAUGAUUUUAUCGCGAGAUAACAAUAAAAUCCGCAUCCUUCAGGAAGGGUGUAAAGGCCUUCUUUAUAUGGUGCUUCAUGCUCGAGUCGUAUUAGAUUUGUGUGAAAAUUCAGAGCAAGAGAUAAGUUUUGAACAGGUUGAAGGGGAUUUUGAUUCGUUCCAAGGAAAAUGGAUUUUUGAACAACUAGGAAAUCAUCACACACUGCUGAAGUACUCUGUGGAUAUAAAAAUGCACAAAGAUACUUUCCUUUCGGAGGCUAUCAUGGAGGAGGUCAUUUUUGAAGAUCUGCCAUCCAAUUUGUCAGCAAUAAGAGACUAUGUUGAGAACAGAAAUGGAUUGAAAACUUCAGAAGCUAGUGGGAAGAAUACAAAUUCAGGGCAACAAAUUGCUUCGUCUGGUUUUGAAAAGGACGAAGACAAUGUUCAAAGUUCAUGUCAGCAAAGGCCGAAAGUUCCAGGCUUACAAAGGGAUAUCGAAAUACUGAAAUCCGAACUUGUGAAGUUCAUUGCAGCACAUGGACAAGAAGGGCUUAUGCCAAUGAGGAAGCAUCUUCGUUUACACGGAAGAGUUGAUAUUGAGAAGGCUAUCACUCGCAUGGGUGGAUUCAGAAAGAUUGCAACCAUCAUGAAUCUUUCCUUGGCUUACAAACAACGAAAACCAAAGGGUUACUGGGACAAACUUGAAAAUUUGCAGGAUGAGAUAAGUCGAUUUCAAAGGAAUUGGGGAAUGGAUCCUUCAUUUAUGCCAAGCAGAAAGUCAUUUGAACGUGCAGGUCGGUACGAUAUUGCUCGUGCACUGGAAAAAUGGGGUGGACUUCACGAGGUUUCUCGGCUUCUGUCCCUGAAGGUGAGACAACAUCGAAGCCGACAUGACGAUAGCCUUGUUGAGAAGGGUAAGAGAGUUGAUAAUGUAGAUGAUGGUGAUUUGGAAACACCAUCUAAACCAUGUAUAUAUCAAGAUACACAUAAGUGGCUUACAAAACUAAGACAGUUGGACAUAAAUUGGUUUGAAUAACAUGAUCACACAGUAUUGCUUUA